UGUGGCCUGCAGAGAGCCGGCACUAUCUCUACCGCUGCUGCUACUGCUGCUGCUGCCGCUGCUGCCGCCACCACUACUGCUGCCGGCAGAGCUGCUGGGAGUGAGCUGAGCAUCCCCCGUCCGGGAUACCCAGCUCCGCGGCAGCUCCCGCGCCCUGGCCCUACACAGACCUGCCAACCCCAGGGAACAAAAGCGGAGCCCCAUUGCCCUCUCCUGCAGCCGGAGGAUGAGUCGAGAGGGCUGAGCGGAGAGUGUGGUCCUCAGCCGCGGGAAGCUCCUGCUCUCAGUCUUGACAUCAGAGAGUGCCAGACUCUUGGGGAAUCUAUAGACCAACAGCCAACUGAAGGGACGACAACAACAAACCAGUGGAGAAGGACACCGUGUUAUCUACGUUUACCUACCCAGCUAUGUCCUCGGCUUUUCUCGAUGACGAUUCCUGACUCGUGGCCCUGGCAGUCUUGGGGGAACCACUAUCCCGUUUCUUCAGUCCAGACACCGGAGCCUCCUUUCUCUCGGCGUCACCCCCACCCAGUUGACCAAACCACUUUCUCGGACACAUCAUCCAGCAAGACAUGGUGGUGAACCCUGGCUGUAAGUCUUCAUGAUUGAGCGACUCUUUUGCACAACACAAAGCGCUCGGAAGGAGUGAAUGAGAUGUGCAGCUCGGAGCGUUGUUUCUGAAGGGAGGAGUCGUUGUCUUGAAGAGGAGUCCUCCAUGAGCCUGGCCGAGGCCCGGGAUCUGUGUGAAGUGGACUAAGGAUUUAGUAGGAUGUCAACUGAGACAGAACUUCAAGUAGCUGUGAAAACCAGCGCCAAGAAAGACUCCAGAAAGAAAGGUCAGGAUCGCAGUGAAGCCACUUUGAUAAAGAGAUUUAAAGGUGAAGGGGUCCGGUACAAGGCCAAGCUGAUCGGGAUUGAUGAGGUUUCUGCAGCUCGGGGAGACAAGUUAUGUCAAGAUUCCAUGAUGAAACUCAAGGGCGUUGUUGCUGGCGCGCGUUCCAAAGGAGAACACAAACAGAAAAUCUUUUUAACCAUCUCCUUUGGAGGUAUCAAAAUCUUUGACGAGAAGACAGGGGCCCUUCAGCAUCAUCAUGCUGUUCACGAAAUUUCCUACAUCGCAAAGGACAUCACAGAUCACCGGGCCUUUGGAUACGUCUGCGGGAAGGAAGGGAAUCACAGAUUUGUUGCCAUAAAAACAGCCCAGGCGGCUGAACCUGUUAUUCUGGACUUGAGAGAUCUCUUUCAACUUAUUUAUGAAUUGAAGCAAAGAGAAGAGUUGGAAAAAAAGGCACAAAAGGAUAAGCAGUGCGAGCAAGCUGUGUAUCAGACAAUUUUGGAAGAGGAUGUUGAAGAUCCUGUGUACCAGUACAUUGUGUUUGAGGCUGGACACGAGCCAAUCCGUGAUCCUGAAACGGAAGAAAACAUUUAUCAGGUUCCCACCAGCCAAAAGAAGGAAGGUGUUUAUGAUGUGCCAAAAAGUCAACCUGUAAGUAAUGGUCACCCGUUUGAGGAUUUUGAAGAACGGUUUGCCGCCGCCACCCCGAACAGAAAUCUGCCGAUGGACUUUGAUGAGAUUUUGGAGGCAACGAAGGCUGUGACCCAAUUAGAACUUUUUGGGGACAUGUCCACCCCUCCUGAUAUAACCUCUCCCCCCACUCCUGCAACUCCAGGUGAUGCCUUUAUCCCGUCUUCAUCGCAGACACUCCCGGCGAGUGCAGACAUGUUUAGUUCUGUACCUUUCGGCACUGCUGCUGUACCCUCAGGUUAUGUUGCAAUGGGCGCCGUCCUCCCAUCCUUCUGGGGCCAGCAGCCCCUCGUCCAACAGCAGAUCGCCAUGGGUGCUCAGCCACCAGUCGCUCAGGUGAUGCCGGGGGCUCAGCCCAUCGCAUGGGGCCAGCCGGGUCUCUUCCCUGCCACUCAGCAGCCCUGGCCAACUGUGGCCGGGCAGUUUCCGCCAGCCGCCUUCAUGCCCACACAAACUGUUAUGCCUUUGCCAGCCGCCAUGUUCCAAGGUCCCCUCACCCCCCUUGCAACCGUCCCAACCACGGGUGACUCCACCAGGUCAAGUCCACAGACCGAGAAGCCCAGACAGAAAAUGGGGAAGGAAAUGUUUAAGGAUUUCCAGAUGGCCCAGCCUCCACCCGUGCCCUCCCGCAAACCCGACCAACCCUCCCUCACCUGUACCUCAGAGGCCUUCUCCAGUUACUUCAACAAAGUCGGGGUGGCACAGGAUACAGAUGACUGUGAUGACUUUGACAUCUCCCAGUUGAAUUUGACCCCUGUGACUUCUACCACGCCAUCAACCAAUUCACCUCCAACCCCCGCCCCUCGACAGAGUUCUCCGUCCAAAUCAUCUGCGUCCCAUGCCAGCGAUCCCACCACGGAUGACAUCUUUGAAGAGGGCUUUGAAAGUCCCAGCAAGAGCGAAGGGCAAGAAGCUCCUGAUGGAUCACAGGCCUCAUCCAACAGUGAUCCAUUUGGGGAGCCCAGUGGGGAGCCCAGUGGUGAUAAUAUAAGUCCGCAGGCCGGUAGCUAGAUAGCACAGGUCUGGGAGCUGGAGCCUCUCUAUGCGCAGAUCAACAGACCUAAGAAGUAGCAUCGAGGUGAGCUCACGGCCGGUGCUUCAAGGCUGGCAUGGACAUCAGCAUCGCGACAGGCUCUCUUGUAUUCUUCCACCUCACCUCAUCUCACAACGAAAUUCAUGAUUGCCCAACGGGACUCAUUUGGAAGAGGGAACUAAGAGUUUUUGGCAACCAAUGGCAGAUAACUAUGGCAGCACAAAAAAAAAAAAA
This is a messenger RNA of Mustela erminea (ermine), 2792 nucleotides long. It is a transcript of the gene DAB1, whose product is annotated as DAB adaptor protein 1. NCBI's taxonomy places the organism in Eukaryota, Metazoa, Chordata, Mammalia, Carnivora, Mustelidae. The transcript is spliced from 20 exons. The record is from RefSeq and is a predicted model, not a curated record. Gene Ontology annotation, biological process: ventral spinal cord development; lateral motor column neuron migration. The coding region runs from base 770 to 2536 and encodes 588 amino acids.